AUGACAGACCGUUGGGACGCGUACUUUGGCAUAGUCACCGCACAUGAAGGCAGACGGGUCAACGCCGUCGACUUUUCCCCCGACGGCAGAGCGAUCGUCUCUUCAGGCAAUGACAGCAAGAUACGCAUUUGGGACGUGCCUACCUGCACCCUGCUUCUCGUCCUCUACAGUCAUUCCGAAUCCAUUCUCUCUGUCAAGUACUCUCCGGACGGCGCUCGCAUUGUUUCUGCUGCUGGUGACUGCACGGUCAAGAUCUGGGACUCAAUGUCUGGCAUGCUUCUCUUCACCCUGGAAGGGCACACGAAAUCGGUCCGCUGCGCAGUCUUUACGCCUGACGGGAGGCGUAUCAUUUCUGGCUCCAACGACCAUUCCAUCAAGCUCUGGGAUGCCGAGUCAGGAGCCUGUUUGGUGACCUUAACUAAGCACCAAGGCUGGGUCACAUCCAUUGCUGUGUCUCCGAAUGGUCUUUUUCUCACGGCCGGAGACAAGUUUGCAUGCGGAUCGGGGAACUCUAUCCUCGUCUUAGACCUCGCAAGUGGCGAGGUUCGACAAGUAUUCACCGGUCACACCGACGAUGUCACCUGUAUCGCUUAUAAUCGAGAUGGGACUUGCAUCGCGUCUGGCUCGUUGGAUGGCACUGUCCGACUCCGGUACUUACUCACAGGAGCUAUCACUGAAGCCGAAAACCUUGAAGGACAUUCUGCCUGUCUCUGGGAUGUUGCAACGGGCCAACUCAUCCGCGAGUUUGUCGGACACAGUGACGCCAUUUACUCCGUCGGCUUCUCCCUCGACGGAAGACGCAUCGCAACGGGCUCCCUCGACGAGACUGUCAUCAUUUGGGACGUCGCGACCGGAACGCGUGUAGCAACGUGCAGGGGACAUUAUAAACGGGUGCUCUCAGUCGCCUUCUCUCCUAACGGAGAACGCGUCACGUCGGGAGGUGAUGAUCGUCGCAUUAUGGUGUGGAAUGCAGAGGGAGGAGAGCUACUUAAGUCGUUCGAGGGGCACACGGGCCUCAUAGCGUCGGUCGCCUUUGCUCCUGGCGGGGACGUCAUCAUUUCCUCCUCGAACGACACCACCAUGCGAUUCUGGGACAUUGAGACAGGCGCUUGUCUCCUCGUCCUCAACCCGGCUACCUGGGGCAGCACCGUGCGACUGUCCCCCGACGGUUCUGGAGUCCUAGUUGAUGGUGAACGACUCAUUCGGCUAUGGGCACCUCUCGAUGAAGACGCGCAGGCGGCGGCAUCGCUUCCUUGGCUCCCGCGUCGCACCUGGCCUAUGUACUACAUCGAGGAAGGCUGGAUCUUUUCUCUGACGCCUACCCGACGGACGCGGUUGUGUUGGGUACCUGCAGACUGGCAGGGCUUGAAGGGAUACCAUGGGCAGAAUGUGCUAUUUGGGAAGCGGCGUAUCAGGGUAAAUUUCUCGGCGUUGAGUAGUUACCUCGAAGGUUUGCGCACUGAUAGCACGUAGAAGUGUAUUUAGGGUACUAGCUACAUUUGUAUUGUUUCUACUUCGAAAACACUGUGUGACCCGUAAGUUCACAAUAAGAGUGAGCGGGACGUGGCGAAAGAUACCAGCAUCUUCUGUUACGAACGAGGGAAGCAAACGCGCGGCGGUACAGCUGGUCCGAACCGAUCGUAUUGCAGACACACACCAUACAGUUACGUAACUGAUGCUACGCAGACGUUCGUGUCACUGGUAAAUCCGAUCUAUUACUUGAGGCAGCGAAAGUGGCGCAGGCAUAACAACCGUGAAAAACGGUAAAUACGCCCAAGAAAUACAUGCAAGGCAAGAUACACGUACGACGUCAGCCGACUUCGCCUCCUCCUCUGCAACUCGUUCGACUUUCCCAGCAGCAGUGCCUCGCACGAACUCGUUGCUGUUCGCCUUAUGGAUUCCGAGCACGAGCGACCACCGCCUCUCCUCACCCUCGACGACGACGUUCGGCUUGGUCGACAAUAGUUUCGCGUUGACCGCGACCGCAGGAAGUAACAAUCACUUUUGCCGUUUUACGGUGUCUUCCCUUCGGGCGGCGAUCGGCAGCAGCAGGCUGCCCGCUACCACCAGGCCCCUCAGCCUCGCUCAACUGCACUGGUGGGAGUCCUCAACGUCCUUGCUGCCUUCCUCCAAGUCGUGCAGGGGCAAAUGCUUGGUGCCGCCGAGGGCGAAGCGCACGAGCGAGGGACUUGUUUCCACUAAUGGCGACGUCUUGUCCAACGGGUCCUUCACGUCUUGUGUGAUCUUGACGAUGCUUCUUAGGCGCAACAAGGUCUUGGUACUCAGUACAGGGAAACGCGAUGGACCGCUGGGCGAUUCGCGAGAGGGCACCGGCGGUACUGGAGGCGCGUGGACAUCAGCUUUAGAGCGUUGCCGUCUCAUCGCUAGCCCGAAGCCAGUGGCGAUCAGAACCGACGAGAGCGUCUGGGUGCUCUCGUUGAGAAGUAAGGAGGCACGAGCCCAAGGGCAAAGAAGGCAGAAUGCGAUAACAUUGCCGUCGCAGGCUAGAACUCCUAAGGAAGAUGGUGUUGGGGCAGAUCCUGCAGGUGCGCACAGAUUUGGGGCUUCUGCUCGGACUCCAUGCCACCCGACUAUAACGAAGAGCGUCUGAAGAAGACG
Molecule: messenger RNA, 2619 nt
Organism: Phanerochaete carnosa HHB-10118-sp
Lineage: Eukaryota; Fungi; Basidiomycota; Agaricomycetes; Polyporales; Phanerochaetaceae
Exons: 3
Coding region: 1-1473 (490 amino acids)
Molecular function (GO): protein binding
Source: RefSeq, a predicted model, not a curated record